Chenopodium quinoa (quinoa) is the source of this 2356-nucleotide messenger RNA. Its product is annotated as zinc finger CCCH domain-containing protein 37-like. NCBI's taxonomy places the organism in Eukaryota, Viridiplantae, Streptophyta, Magnoliopsida, Caryophyllales, Amaranthaceae. The record is from RefSeq and is a predicted model, not a curated record. The transcript is spliced from 12 exons. The coding region runs from base 466 to 2091 and encodes 541 amino acids. Gene Ontology annotation, molecular function: metal ion binding; mRNA binding.
AACAAAUAUAUUUAGGGGUAUAAAUGCCUGGGCACUAUUUUUCAAAGUUCACAAAAAUAAUUUUCAUUAAUUAGGGUAAAUAAGAAAUAAACAUUUAAAAGGAUAUAAUUGUACAAACACUAUUCAUUUAAAAAACUUGUACUUAUUAAUAAUGGUAUGCAAGAAAAUACACAUUUCGAAAGGUAUAAUUGGCAACACACUAUUCAUAACUGUAUUAUUAGACUUUUUAUAAGGCAGGGAAAAUGAAAAAAAAAAACAAAAACCGGGUGAACUUACCACGCUACCCUUGUGCUGGGAUAUAGAGCACAGCAGCGUGCUGAGCUGAGCCAAUCUCCAUCAUAGCGCAGUUGAAUUUUCAUCCAUCCUUGAGUGUAUACUAUACUGUAUAGCAGUAACCACCUAAAUUUCAAUUUCAAUUCCAAUUUCAAUUUGAGUAGUGAGUACCUAAAAAUCAAGCAUUCAACAAUGGCGAAUCAACUCUACGGCCACCAAAAACAAUCCUCCAGCAUCUACAAUUCCUCUUCAAGAUCCGCCAUUGAUGCAUACCAUCCAGAACAACAACAACAACCAUCUUCCCUUCGAACCUCUUCUCGCUACCUCUUCGACCCUCACUCUCUCUCCUCUGACCCUCCUUCCUCCUUCUAUCGAACUACUCCUUCCGAUUCUCAUUCUCUUCGCUACUCCUCCUCUGACCGUCACUCUCUCUCCUCCAUUGACAACCUUGGACUCACCUCUGCUGCUUCCAGAAUGUACGUUCCUGCUGCUGCUGCCACCUCUUUAUGGCCUUCUUUCGACGCUUCUUCUACUCUCAGUAAGCGCCCUUCUGAAGCUCUCUACGAUCAUCCUGUUCUGGGUGCCCAUAUGAUUGGGCAAAAUGAGGCUUGGUUUGCUUCUGAUUCUUUGGCCAAGCGCCCUAGAUUGGAGAGUGCAAGCAAUUUACCAAUUUAUCCACAAAGACCUGGAGAAAAGGACUGCUCGCACUAUAUGCUUACUAGAAUCUGUAAGUUUGGAGAUAAUUGCAAGUUUGAUCACCCUAUCUGGGUUCCUGCAGGUGGAAUCCCUGAUUGGAAAGAGUCUGCCUCAGUUCCUUCUUCUGAUUCCCAUCCUGAAAGACCUGGAGAACCAGACUGUCCGUACUUCCUAAAGACUCAAAAAUGCAAGUUUGGUCAGAUGUGCAAAUUUAAUCAUCCGAAGGAUAAACUGGAUUCAUCUAGCUGUAAAACCGACGAUCCAGAUUUACCUGAUAGACCAUCUGAGCCUGUUUGUUCGUUCUACAUGAAAACGGGAAAAUGUAAAUUUGGUACAUCAUGCAAAUUUCAUCAUCCUAAAGAUAUUAAAGUCCAAUCAGAUAAACAAGAAGCUGGUGAUGGAGUGCAGACUCAUUCGAUAGAUCAGCAUGGUAGUGAUGGUACUGCUGGUGAUGGAAAUAUAAUCAAACCCACCUCGAAUGCUGCAUUAUCAUAUAACUCGAAAGGACUGCCCAUGCGUCCGGAUGAAGUCAAUUGCCCAUUCUACAUGAAAACUGGCAGCUGUAAAUAUGGGAUCACUUGCCGAUACAAUCAUCCUGAUAGGAAUGAAUUGUUAUCUCCCUACUCAGUUAUCAAUCCCACUGCUGCAAUGGUAGGCCAUACAGUUUUUCCUUCAUUAGCAAACUUUAAUGUGGGGCUUGUCAAUCCAGCUGCCUCCAUUUUCCAAAGUCUUCAACCUCGGCUGGCUCAAACAAUGUAUGGACAGGUUCCAAUGAUGUACCCUCAGCGGCCUGGCCAGAUUGAAUGUGAUUUCUAUAUGAAAACUGGAGAAUGUAAAUUUGGAGAAAAGUGCAGGUUCCAUCAUCCUGUAGACAGAUCUGCACCCACAAGAAACCAGACCCUGGAACAAAAUGUUAAAUUUACCCUCGCGGGUCUUCCGAGGAGAGAGGGUGUUGAACAUUGCCCCUUUUAUAUGAAAACUGGCACAUGUAGCUAUGGGGCUAAUUGCAAGUUUGACCACCCGCCUCCAGGAGAGGUCAUGGCCGUGGCAGGACAGGAAACUUCCACAAAAGCUGAAGAGGAAGAAACCGAGGAUGGAGAGAAUGUCGCAACAGCUGAAUAAUAGCGGCAUACUGUUAAGAUUGUUGUAUAAGUUCAGAAAAGCUGUUUAUGAUUCCUGUUGAUUUGUAGUUGUGCGAUUAUAUUUUCUUCAUGUUAAUUGUCUAAUCUAUGCAUCCUUUUUACUAUUUAUUUCUCCUUUUUUUAAUGGUUCUUUAGAAAUUGAUAACUCUGCUUAAGUUUGACAGCCAUCAAAUUUAAAUCAUUCAGGUGUUCAGUACUUCAGUGGUUAUAUAAUCGCUUGAUACUAGUGAAAUCUUAGUCCCAAA